AUGAAAUUCUUAUCAAUACCCAAAUCUACCACUCUCCUCCUCCUCUCUCUACACCAAAUGGACCUUACAUUGGCACAAGGUGGUGGAGGCGGCGGCGGCGGCGGAGGCGGUGGAGGAGCUGGUGGAGGAGGAGCAACGACAUGUUCGGGUGUGAGAACUCGAUUUGGUGCUCCUAGUGAAGGCACCUGUUUGCCUUGGGAAAAUCAACGCUUGGUUACCAAAAGCUACCCAGGUGACUUUGGAGGCAUCACGAACAAGGUUGAAAUCUACCAAUGUCCAAGUAGUGGCAAGCGAGUUAUUAUUUCCAAUGGUAUUCCAGAUCAUGAAGUGACGCUUCAAAAUCGACUGGCUCCUUGUGAAGUCAAAUGGGCGGUCGAAAUGCCGCUGUUUCCAGAAGUAUCUUCAUCGAAAACUGAAGUUCCAGUCAGAGGAAUGAUUGCGAUGGCAAUCAAUGGAGUUCCUGCCUAUGGUCCGCAAGAAUCAGAUGAUGCCAAUGCUGUUGAUGGCGAUGGAGCAGUUCCUGGUGCACGAUUUUGGUAUGGUCAUACUGGUGGCAAUCUGGUCUGGCAUUUUCACAAUCCUCAAAUGGGAAAGGAAACAUUUCCAUCAUCUACUACUUUAUUGGGAUAUGCCAUGGAUGGAUUUCCAAUCUAUGGUCCUUUAGAUGAUUCGAAUAUCGGACAGCUUGACGGCUGCAACGGAUUGGUGAAUGGCGACGGCGACUAUCAAUAUCACGUCCGUGCAAUUUCUCAAGUGGAUAGCAGUUUGGAAUAUUGCAAUGGAGACAGUCCAGAGACAAACUGGAACUAUAUCCUGGGCUGCUAUUCUGGAUCGGUUUCCAACUCGAAUGUCUUGGAUUCCACCAGCUACAAUCUUUCCAGCGACUGUGUCUUGGAUCCAAAUCCUACUACCGAUACGGGAGACAACCUUGUAAGCAAUCCAAUCGAAAACCCAACCGACUCUCCAGUCUCGUCUUCUAUUCCAACGGAUGUGAACAUCAUCAUUAUGCAACCCGACGACUUGCUAUUUUUCGACGAAUGGGGAGCACCGCCCAACAAUCCUACUCAAUCCAAUCAAAACACCAAUAUGCCCAGCGCUGGUAUGCCGAACAUCGAGCGUUUGCGAUUGAAUGGACUGCAAAUGAUGGAAGCUUAUGCGGCAUCUCCAAUGUGUGGAACAUCUCGGUAUUCGACCAUUACUGGAAAGUACCCUUCACGAGCCGAAACCAACAGCGGAAAUCCAUCUUCGGUCACCAUUCCAAAUACCAAGCUUCAGGGUGACGAUUGCACACGUGAAAACGUGGCUGCUGAAUUUCAAGCAAACGGAUACCGCACAGCAAUGAUUGGCAAAUGGCAUCUGUCGCGAAUUUCCGACGCCGACUAUACCUAUGAAAGUGCCGUGGAUACAGUCAAGCAAUGUGGAUUUGACACCGUUGGCGGUCUUUAUAUUGAAAACCUUGCAGCGAACGCCAACAGUUUCAACAGUUUCAGCGAUGGAACAUUCAGUCAUAACAUGGAGUGGAUUACCCAUGAAGCCAUCAACGUCAUCAAUGAAGACAGUGACAAGCCAUUCUUCAUGUACUUUAAUCCCACCGUACCUCACGCUUCAAAUUCAAUCGACGUGGCAUUGAACGAUUUCACGUGUCAAGACACUGCAGGUGGUACCUUGAUGUUUGAACCAAUGAUUCCUGGAAUGACGCAGGAAUAUGGUAAUUGCGCUGAUUACCGCCAAAGUGUCAUCGAUCGAUCCAAUAGUGAAGAUGAUUAUGGAUCAAUCUGGCUCGAUGAUAGUGUCGGGGCAAUCUUGCAAGCACUGGAAAGCAAGGGGAUUUUAGAGAAUACCAUCUUCUUGUUUCAAAUAGAUCAUGGAAUGGACGUCAAAGGGGCGAUUCUCGAAGGUGGAACUCGGAUUCCACAAUUCGUUCAUUAUCCUGCAGGCAUUAGCGGUGGGACAAAGUUGAAUGUUCCAGUCUCGACCAUCGAUAUCGGUGCUACAAUGUUUGAUUUUGCAGGAAUCACUCCCUCCUACACUCUCGAUGGGCUAUCUUGGAAGAAGGCAUUAGAAAGCUCCAGCCAGGAAGCCUUUUUCAAUGACGGGAGGUGUCUUUUCUUUGAGAUUGACCAAGAUAGAGCUGUUAGAUGUGGAUGCUAUAAGUAUCUUUCCAUCAAUGACAUCAAUGACAGCACAACAGCUUCUCGAGGAAGCCAACGUGGCCUGGACGUUGACGAUUUAAAUUUGUAUGAUUUAUGUGGUGGAACUUCCGAUUAUGUAAGCGCGAAGGACGAUAAUCAAGAGGCUUUGAAUCUUUUGGCCUCUGACCCCAACAACGAGAGUGCUUCCAAGUUGCGCGAUGCACUGGAUUGUCAUUUAGAAAGGACGGAUGGUACAAACCAAGGCUUUCGAGAUUGUAACUUGUUCGAUGCGCCUGCAGAUGAACCCGCUGAAAGUCCUUCUGAGUGUCUCGAAAAGAGUUCUGAGUGCACUUCGAGUGACGAAUGUUGCACUGGAUCUUGCAAGAUGGGCAAAUGUGUUAGCCAACCACCAACAGUGAGCAAGGAUGAACUGAAACUUAGCCGCAACCGACUCGAGACAACCUUUGGCCGCAGACCAACUCCUGGUCCCACACCUGAUCCAACACGAAAUCCAACACCUAGCCCGACACCUGAUCCGACACCAGGCCCAACGCCUGCCCCAACCCCACGCCUAACUUUUAGCCCAGUAGUGGGCACAACACCUGUUCCAACGCCGGAUCCUACUCCCAACCCAACGGAGACAGAAACCGUUAUUUCUCCUGUCAAUAGCGGGGCUCCAAUGUUAUCACCCAUCACUGAAGUACCUUUGAUGAAUCCAACUACAACGCCCACUGACGAGCCAACACCGACCAUGGCUACCAAUCCCACUCCUCUUCCUCCGACACUUGCGCCACAAGCUCAACCGACUCGUCCACCAAGAGAUGCAGAUUCUGCGGGUGCUGCGGUGGGACUAUAUGUUUCAAUCUUCUCAUCUUUGGUAGCAUCUUGGAGUCUUUGA
Molecule: messenger RNA, 3030 nt
Organism: Cylindrotheca closterium
Lineage: Eukaryota; Bacillariophyta; Bacillariophyceae; Bacillariales; Bacillariaceae
Source: the annotation of a GenBank genome assembly